This is a messenger RNA of Darwinula stevensoni, 5052 nucleotides long. Lineage: Eukaryota; Metazoa; Arthropoda; Ostracoda; Podocopida; Darwinulidae. The record is from the annotation of a GenBank genome assembly.
AUGUAUAAACCGGCAGUGAAAGUGGCUUCCUCCCCGACCACUUCCUUCUCACCCUUCGAGACCGGAAAUGUACGGAAGGACGUCACGUGGUAUGAGACACAUGACGGUCAAACCCCAAAUUCAUACAGAAUGAGGAACACUUUGCUGGUGGUGAUCCUCGUGGCGUUUGGAGGCGUCCUGGGAGACGAGAAAACCGAGGACUGGAAAUGGGAUUCGAAGAACCAGGGAGAAGAGAAACCUCAUUCUCCGGGACCGGAUUCCAGUCGGGUAUCCAAGAAACUCUCUUUCCCUCCCGAAAGUGAAUCUUCCGCCGUCGAUACCAAGAGGCAUGCGGAGUACUCGCGUGGUCACUACGGGCCCGUUCAGUAUGGGUCUGGUGAAGGGUGGCAGGAAGUCCCUUUGGAACAUGAUGUCAUUCCCACGAAGAACACGGAAUCUAGGGGAUUCAAAGACGCGCUUUGCAAGUUUGGCAUCGGCUGCAAAAAGGGAGGCGGAAUCAGCCCGCACGACGUCGUCUACGUCCAGCCGGUCAAGAUAGUCGCAGCUGGAGGCCACAUACCCGCCAUCAUCAAGAAGAAACCCAAGUACAAGAAAUAUAAGAAGGGUCUGUUCGGUGGGGGUGGUUCCUCCAGUAGUUCGAGUGGUGGCAUCGGUGGCUAUGCGGCCGGUCUCAGUAGCAGUAGCAGCAGCGGAGGCCUGGGAUAUGCACCCUCUCACAGCUAUGGAUUAAACGAGAAUCACAACCACCACCACAACCACAUCCACCACCUCCCACAACCUCCACCGAUACCGCGUCCGAUACCGGUGCCUCAACCGAUUCCAGUGCCGCAACCGAUUCCAGUGCCCCGACCGAUACCCGUUCCCUAUCCUACCUACUCUUCCAGCGGAGGACCAGCAUACGGUGGCCACGGCGUAGGACCUUCAUUCGGUGGCCAAGGCGUAGGACCUUCAUUCGGUGGCCACAGCAUAGGACCUUCGUACGGUGGCUCGUCCGGUGCGGGACCGUAUAGUAACUCGUACAACAGUCCCCGAGCCGACAAGAAACUGGGAACCUCUAACAGUCAAGAGAAUUUCAGGAUACCCAAUUAUGCGUCUAGCCGACCUGUUCCUACCACGUACUUGACGGCCAACGUGAAUUCACCUUCCCGACCGGUGUCUCUGUCGGUGACACCGGUGAGAUCCCAGUACUCCGGAAGUCAGUCCACUCCUCUGUAUAGCCAACGCCCUCAAAGCUACCAGGGACAGGUUUCCAGUGCUCUGUAUACCCAAGGGCUACAGACCUCUGGCAGUUAUCAGGGUACUCCGGUGUACGGUUCCCAAUCGCUAGCGAAUGGCCAAGGUGUUCGGCCCAUCAGAAACACUCAACAACAGUAUUACCAGUCGCAGUCCACCUACAACCAAGCUUUGGGUAAAACCGGAGACUGUCUUUGCGUCUCGGCUCACCUCUGUCCGGCGCUGAACGCCGCCCAGCGGGAAACUGGACAGGCCCCCUACACGAACCUGGAUCCCAGGGCCAAUCAAGAAGCCGCGGAAGUUGUGGCUGCCGCAGACGGAGAAUACACCACGUCCCAAGGUAGAACGGCGAAGAAGAUCGAUGCCUCCGAGAACGACGUGAGACCGUCCAACUCGUCCGUGACGAGACGCAAACGCGACACCGAUGAAUCCGACGAUCAAGUCCAACCGCAAGCCCGAUCGGACGACAAGGACAUAAAGCCGCAAUUCGGCGUGAGCCUCUUCACUCGUCCCUACAACUGGAACUUUGACGGGGAAUACCCCCUCUCCCUCCUACCCCAGAUCGGGAUCGGGGUCGAGGUGGAGGAUGGAAAGCCUGUGAUCAAACCCAAAUUUAACCUGAAUGUCCUGCCCCACUACCUCCCGGGUGGGGGUCGCACCGUCGGCCACCAACCGGUUAAACCCGGCCCCGCUUACCCCGGUAUUGCACCUUAUGCCCCUCCCGUUCCCCCGCACGGUCACUACGGUAACCAGCACCAUCACCAACACGACCACAUCUAUCGCUAUUACCCCUACUACGUUCCUCGCUACUACCCGUAUUAUUACCCCGUACCUCAGCCAGUACCCCAGCCAGUACACGUCGAUCACUACCAGGGUAGCUCUGGGCAUCACCCAUACACCGAUGACCUCUUUUCUUCCUCUGGGUACGCUGACUCUGCCGAGGCCCUGUACAAAGAAGUGUCUCACGAAGACACGCUCUCGUUGGACACGAGCAACUAUUACGACACGUCGUUGACUCCUUCACACUACCUCCACGACGCAUCCGACGAAUCAACUUACACCACAUUCGACGAUUCCUUUUCCAAGUAUCCCAGCUACGCUAACGCUCACACCUAUCAGACCCAAGUUCAUAAUCCUGUCCCUCUUUAUCAGAGCACUGGGGCUCCUCCACCUUACCCUGCCCAUCAGCCUGGACCUUCGUUUCCUCAACAGGGUCAAUACCAAUCUCCAUCACCUUACCCUUCCGGGACCAGUUUUCAGACCACGAUCCAUCAGACCUCGAACCCCUACCCCCAGACCUCGAACCUCUACCCCCAAACCUCGAUCCUCAAUCCCCAGACCUCGCACCCCUAUCCCCAAACCUCGAACCCCUACCCCCAGACCUCGAACCUCUACCCCCAGACCUCGAUCCUCAAUCCCCAAACCUCGAACCUCUACCCCCAGACCUCGAUCCUCAAUCCCCAAACCUCGAACCCCUACCCCCAGACCUCGAUCCUCAAUCCCCAAAGCUCGACUUACCAAUCGAGCUCCGUCCAUCAAACCCCGAAUCCUCUAUACGGUUCUAAGUCGCCGUACAGCUUCUCCGGAUCCGUAAAUGGUAUCGUAUUUCGUGAUUCGAAGCUUCGUCGUAAACGAAGUCCUCAGAAUUAUCAGGAUGCAGUCGUUAUCACGAAUCCUUCUGUCAACCCGGGUCAGGCACCCGUCGUUGCAGGUGGGCCUGGAACUUCUCCGAUCACUGGAGGCUUUCCAGUCACUUCUCCCAUCGUGUCUGGAUCUCCCGGUGUCUCUCCGGUUGUAGGGAAUCCCGGUUACGGGUAUGGGCAAGGUGGCUAUGGGGGCGGGCCAGGUCUCUUCGGUCUUCUUAAUCCGGCAAAUCUCUUCAACCCGAACAAGUUCUCGGGGCUUUUCAAACCCCUAGGGAGUGGUUUGACUCAGGGAUCUUACCCUUUUCUCACUCAAACCAAUCAGGGAGAUUCUUUCAAUCAGGGGGUAAAUCCUGCCGCAUUUGGGGGCGGUGGAGGGUAUCCUGGAGGGUAUCCUGGAGGGUACCCUGGAGGGUAUCCAGGAUACCCUGGGUAUCCGGGAGCUGGUGCAGGUCUUUUGGGAGGGCUGGCAAGCGGUGGUAAAAAACUGUACGAUCUGUUCAAGAAAAAGCAUCAGCAGCCGUCGUAUUCCCCCACUCAAUCCAAGCCGCAGGACGAUAAGAAAAAGGACAAGAAACUAGAUUUCAGGCCCGAGUUCGGAGUGAAUUUUUUCACACCGCCUCACUACGUCCGUUUGGACAAGUAUACCGGAGUCAGCCUUCUGCCUCAGGUGGGAAUCGGCGUCGAAGUCGGGAAAAAAGGGAAGGGGAAACUCCUGCCAAAUUUCAAUCUGAAUUUGAUCCCCGACGGGAUCAUCCCACCUUAUGCGCUGGGACCUCGCCCCUAUGCACCCAGCUACGCCAGUACCUACAACCACAUCGGUUACGAGGGACAUCUCACACCUCCUGUUCCUGGUCCUCCUCCUGGUCCCAUCAACCCAGCUGUCCUCCAUUACUUGAAUCACCAGCAGAUCUUACAGGGUAAUCCACCCCCACCCCUACCCCCACCCCCACCUCCACCUCCUCCUCCGCCACCUCCAUUUCCUUACGGUGGAAAUCCUUACGGUGGAAAUCCUUACGGUGGAGAUCCUUACGGCCCCAUCCACGAAGAACCUCUUUCUCCCAUCACACCCGACUAUGAUUCCCAUGUUGGACCUUACGACCCAUUUCUAAGGACGAGUAACGCAUCGAUUUCAGCAGAGUCCAGCACCCAGGCCCGACGCAGCACUUCGUCCCCUAUCGGCGGUUACUAUCGGACUCAGAGAACUUUCCCCACCGAUCCCAGAACGAACGUCCACAGAGGCGAACGAACGACGGCGACCGGAUUCGUGAGGUUUCCGUCCGUUUCCGGACGACGAGGGGGACGAAGACGACGUCGACGUGCACGUCACGCACUGGACGCACCCCAACGACGCAUCUCCUCUUCGUCCCGGGUUAUGGAUUUCCCUCCCUUCGACGAGUACUACCAGUCCGUCAGUAGCCCUUCUAGUCGGGAGUCUCGUCGGUACUACUCUCCUGGUACUCACUCGAUAGAACAGCUCUCGUCGUACCCUAGCAUUCCCCAACCUUCCAACAGCCUGCAUCUCAGUAACGUCCAGAUCCACCCCACCGAUCCAUCCCACCCGAUCCAAAUCGUGAACGAACCCCGUCAAUUCGGAGGAGCGGCGUAUCUUCCGGGUCCGACCGGGUGUCAGGCUUACGACGUCUGCUGUCCCUCGGGGUACCUCGGCGGUGGAUCCUCCGUUCCUCAGGGACCGAUCGGUGGGGCCAUUCCUCAGGGGCCGAUCGGCGGUGCGGCGUCGCCGGGGCAAUGCGGCUUCAGGAAUGCCCGAGGAGUGACGGGUCGGGUGAGGAACAUUCACUACGCCGAGGGAGACGCCGAAUUCGGGGAGUAUCCUUGGCAGGCGGCAAUCCUGAAGAAGGAGGGACACGAUAACGUGUACGUUUGCGGAGGAACUCUCAUCGACUCCAUCCACGUCUUGACUGCCGCCCACUGCAUCAAGGGGUAUCAGCCGUACGAUCUGAGAGUCCGGCUGGGAGAAUGGGACGUGAACCACGACACGGAAUUCUACACGCACAUCGAGAAGGACGUGCACGGGCUUCAGGUCCAUCCCGAGUUCUACGCCGGGAGCCUGUACAACGAUUUGGCCAUCAUUCGGAUGGAUUCCCCCGUCGACUUUCGAUACAAGUACGUCGUUUUGGAUUCGGGGAAUGAGCGCUGGAUGAGUCCUGGAUGA